Molecule: messenger RNA, 1758 nt
Organism: Sinocyclocheilus grahami
Lineage: Eukaryota; Metazoa; Chordata; Actinopteri; Cypriniformes; Cyprinidae
Gene: sack1fb
Product: family with sequence similarity 83 member Fb
Exons: 4
Coding region: 119-1507 (462 amino acids)
Biological process (GO): signal transduction
Molecular function (GO): protein kinase binding; catalytic activity
Source: RefSeq, a predicted model, not a curated record
CAACGCAUUUCGUGUGAACUCCGCCCACGCAGAAACACACCUGGCCGCGGGCUCGCGACGAGCUCAGGUGAGCGCAGGUGAGGCAUUCGGAGCGCGUGAGGCGAGGUAGCGGCGCGUCAUGGCGGAGUCGCAGCUCUUGUGUAUGGAGGACGGGCUCAUGCCCCUCGCGGUGCCCGAGUCCCGGCCGCAGUUCUACUACAGCGAGCAGCAGCGGGCGGCCCUGGAGCUCCUGAUCACCGACGGAGACGGAGCCUUCAAGACCCUCCUGAAGGACGAGAACAGCCAAGACUUCCUGUCGGCGCGGGAAAUCAAGGCCAUCGCCGGCAGCUUCGUCAAAUACAAGCCCGAGGAAGACGCUGGAGGAGCGUCAGCGGGUCAAGACAAGCGUGACGACGCCGGGUCCAUGCGCUCCACGUACUGGCCGCAGAUGUCGGACACCGAGGUCCCGCCGCUGGACAUCGGCUGGCCCUCAUCCGGGCUCUUCAAAGGGGUCACCCGGGUGUCGGUGCACACACACCCCCCCAAAGAGAACAGCCCGCACAUCAAGGAGGUGGCCCGCAAACUCAUACAGGAGUCCUGCAAGGUCGUGGCUAUCGUGAUGGACCUGCUGACCGAUCUGCAGAUUCUGCGGGAUCUGUUUGAGGCGUCCAAGCGCGGCGUGCCCGUCUACAUUGUUCUGGACGAGCAGGGAGCGCCGCACUUUCUGGACAUGUGCAGCCGAAUGCAGGUCGGAGCUACAGAGCUGAAGAACGUCCGGACUCGGACCGUAAAGGGAAUCGGGUUGAAUCUGUCCGUGGGGAGAAUCCCGGGAAACGUCCACAGCAAGUACAUGCUCAUCGACGGAGAUAAAGUCAUGUUUGGAACGUACAGUUUCUCCUGGAGCUCUUCUCGAAUGGACAGAAACAUGAUCACGGUGAUGUCGGGGCAGGUGGUGGAUUUCUACGAUAACGAUUUCCGACAACUGUACGCCAUCUCAGACAAACUGGACCUCUUUAAGGAGUUUCACAUCAGUAAGCCCCAAACGGGAACGCUGUCUCGGGCCGCGGUGCCCAAACGCCCCGCAGCGGCCACUUCUCGCUUCCAGGUCAAUCUCGGAGACGCGACGCAUGGAGAUCUGAAAGUGCCGGCACACAAAUACCACAAUCCCAAAUACCUGCUAGCGCUCGGACAGAUCCCGGGACGCACGGAGACGCUGCAGGACUUCUUCAGUAAGAUGGAGCCGCCCGAGCCGGAGCCGGAGCCGGAGAAUCCCACGGAAGAGCUGGAGAACCUCACACCUGUUCCCUCUCAGCCCGAGAAGAAAGAGUCCAAGAAACUCAAGACACUACCUUUUAACACAAAGCGGUGGAAGAAAGGGAAGAAGGACCAGACGAGUGACGAGGUUAUUGAAGAAAACACUGCGGACCCUUCAGACGACGCGUCUAAACACACGCUCACCAGAGACGAGACGCAGGACAGCCUCAAAAAGAAGAAGAGAGGACUCAUGAGCUUUUUCAGAAGAAGCUGAAUGAGGAUUGUUUUAAUUAUACCCGCUGUUUUUAACUCCUGAAGACUGUUAAACCUCAUGUUCACAGAACGCGUGACUCCUGCUGUGUUCCUGAGUGUGUUUGUGAUGUGAUCGGUGUGAAACUCGAACGCUUCUCAGCUCUGUGUGCACAUGUUUGAUAGUGAUAGUAAAACCUUCUAAUGAUGUACGAGGCUUGGUAAGGAAACCAAGUAAUGUCUAAAUUACAUUAAAGGGGAAGUUUAGGGGUAAAA